Molecule: messenger RNA, 525 nt
Organism: Physella acuta
Lineage: Eukaryota; Metazoa; Mollusca; Gastropoda; Physidae
Source: RefSeq, a predicted model, not a curated record
AGUCAAGUGGAAAAGGCUGGAUAUAGAUCAAAGAUUUCAAUUUCAAGACUUUUUUUUGCUCGCUGUUGGAUUUAGUCGAAAGGUGUAAACUAAACGUUUAAAAUCGUUGAAGCAGCAGCAGAUCUCAGCACUGAUAGCAGACGACUCCCCCCACCUGCCGGCAAUCACACCACGAUGUUGCAGGCUCUCCCGUAUUUUCUCCUGACCUUGACCUGUCUAAUGACCAAGGUCAGCGCUGCCGCUGUCACUGACACGUUCACUGACGAGGAGAAAAGUGACAUCCACCAGUUCGUUAAUGAGGUUAUGCACUGUGCCAACAUCCCCGGCCUGGCUCUCGGCGUCAUUAGAGGAAGCGCCACCUACGCCGACGGUCUGGGUCACGGUGAACUGACCCAGGGGCUAGCGGUCAGCAGCAAUACCAUCUUCAACCUGGGGUCAACGGCCAAGGCCUUGGUGCCGUAUGUCAUGGCAGAUGUCCUGCAUCGGACCAAAACUGACGUCAGUUUGGAGCCCAUCCAAGACUAA